UCUGUGGAGCAUGCCGGGAGUCGUAGUCCGCGCGCACUUUGUGUUCUGUGCGCUUCAUGGCCGCUGGCGCUGAGCUCUCCUACUCUUCCGCUCGGCCCUAGAAAGUUUCGUUUCUGCCCGGCGGUGGACCCACGAGCGUGUGCCACCAUGGAGUCUGACCACUGCUGACUGGAAGCCGCACAGCACUGAAGUGAAAGCCUGUUGUGGACCUACACAUCCAAGAAAAGGAGACACCAUGGCUUCUAGCAGCACUGAGACCCAGCUGCAGAGGAUCAUCCGUGAUCUACAAGAUGCAGUGACAGAGCUAAGCAGUGAAUUUAAGGAAGGUGGAGAACCGAUCACAGAUGACAGCACCAACUUGCACAAGUUUUCUUAUAAACUUGAGUAUCUUCUGCAAUUUGAUCAGAAGGAGAAGACUAGCCUCCUGGGUAGCAAGAAGGACUACUGGGAUUACUUCUGUGCCUGCCUAGCCAAGGUGAAGGGAGCAAAUGAUGGGAUCCGAUUUGUCAGGUCCAUCUCUGAGCUCCGAACAUCUCUGGGAAAAGGAAGAGCUUUCAUUCGCUACUCUUUGGUGCACCAGAGGUUGGCAGACACUUUGCAGCAGUGCUUCAUGAACACUAAAGUAACCAGUGACUGGUAUUAUGCAAGAAGCCCCUUUCUGAAGCCAAAGCUGAGCUCUGACAUUGUGGGCCAACUGUAUGAGCUGACUGAGGUGCAGUUUGAUCUAGCAUCAAGGGGCUACGACCUGGAUGCCGCCUGGCCAACAUUUGCCAGGAGGACGCUGGGCACACCCUCUUCUCACAUGUGGAAACCCCCCAGCAGAAGCUCCAGCAUGAGCAGUCUAGUGAGCAAUUACUUGCAGACUCAGGAGAUGGCCUCCGGUUUUGACCUAAACAGUUCUCUAAACAAUGAAGCACUAGAAGGUUUUGAUGAGAUGCGGCUGGAGCUGGACCAGUUGGAGGUUCGGGAGAAACAGCUGCAAGAGCAUGUACAGCAGCUAGACAGGGAGAAGCAAGCACUCCAAGUGAUGAUCAGCAGGCAAGGGGAGCAGCUUGAGGUCGAGAAGGAGAGGGGGUACCCUUCAGUGGAGGGUAACAUUGGCCUCGUGGGCCUGGUGGCAGAGCUUCAGAAGCAGGGGGAGGCCACCAAGACCACAGUGAAGAAACUACAGACCUAUCUGCAGGCCUUGGAGCUGAAUGUAGACAAGAAAGAGAACAGUCACUCAGCCCUGCAGCUUGAGACCAUGGCACAGGAGCUUGAGGUUGUAAGCAACUCCCUGGGUAGGAAGAACCAGCUUCUAGCCAGGCUUUCAGACUGCCUGGCCAGGGCUGAGAAGGACACACAGUUUCAUCAAGAGCCAGGAGCCGACGUGGCCCUGAAGUUCCAGGAAUUAAAGGGAAAACUUGAAGCUCUAGAAGGAGAAAACACCAAGAUCCAGGAACUAAACAGGCAGCAGAGUAUCCAGCUAGAGCAGCUGGCUAAGGAACUACAGCAGAAGGAGGAGGCCCGGGCUGACCUAGAGCACUUAGUGAAGGAUGUGUCCCUACUUGAGGAAGAGCUAUCUGGGAAGAAGCAAGAGUCAGCUCAGCUCCGGCGACAGCUACAGGAAUCUCUGGCCCACUUGAGCUCUGUGGAGGAGGAGCUGGCAGAAGCCAGGCAGCAGGAAAAGCAGCAUCGAGAAGAAAAGCAGCUACUGGAACAGGAAGCCAAGUCUCUGACAUGGCAGCUGCAGCUCCUAGAGACCCAAUUAGCACAGGUGAGUCAGCUUGUGAGUGACCUGGAGGAGCAGAAGAAGCAGCUUAUGCAGGACAGAGACCAUCUCAGCCAGAAAGUGGGCGCACUGGAACAGCUAGCUGAGGUGCGUGGGGCCAGCAAGAAUAGGGAGGCUCUGGCCUCCAUGAGCUCUGUCCCACCACAGACCGGGGAGAUACCAGAAGAGGGACAGCAAUCCCUCCACAAAGAACAUGUAAGCAAUACCACAGUGCCAGGGGGAGACCAGGAAAAAUUGGGAAAGAUCAACCAGGAGCUUCAGAAGGAGCUGCAGAACAUGGCUGUGCGCAACCAACUCCUAGAAGGCAAACUUCAAGCCUUGCAAACUGACUACAAGGCACUGCAGCAGCGAGAGGCAGCCAUCCAGGGCUCCUUAGCCUCCCUGGAAGCUGAGCAGGCCAGCAUCCGGCACCUGGGAGACCAGAUGGAAGCAAGCCUUUUGGCUGUGAGGAAAGCCAAAGAGACCAUGAAGGCCCAGGUGGCAGAGAAGGAGGCUGCCCUGCAAAGUAAGGAGGGUGAGUGCCGGCGGCUGCAGGAAGAGGCAGAUCAGUGCCGGCUUCGGACAGAGGCCCAGGAUCAGGAGCUCAGAGCUCUUGAGAACCAGUGCCAGCAGCAGAUUCAGCUGAUUGAGGCCCUCUCUGCAGAGAAAGGCCACCAGGAACUCAGCCUACCCCAAGUCAACUCGGUCCAACUGGCCCUGUCUCAAGCACAGCUAGAAGUUCACCAGGGGGAGGCCCAGCGGUUACAGAAUGAGGUGGUGGAUCUCCAGGCCAAGCUCCAGGUGGCCCUAGGUGAUCGAGACAAGUUACAGAGCCAGCUGGGUGUGGCUGAGGCAGUCCUGGGGGAGCACAAGACCCUGGUGCAACAAUUGAAAGAGCAGAAUGAAGCCCUUAACAGGGCCCAUGUUCAGGAACUGCUGCAGUGCUCAGAGCGAGAAGGCAUACUGCAGGAGGAGAGCAUCUACAAGGCCCAGAAGCAGGAGCAAGAGCUACAAGCCCUGCAUGCAGAGCUGUCCCAGGUGAGGUGCAGCACUGAGGGAGCCCACCUAGAGCAUGCAGAGCUACAGGACCAGCUGCACCGAGCCAACACAGACACGGCUGAGCUUGGCAUACAAGUCUGUGCCCUGACAGCUGAGAAGGAUAGGAUGGAGAGGACCCUGGCCAGCUUGGCCCAGGAGCUCCAGGACUCUAAAGAGGCAGCACUACAGGAACGAAAGGGCUUGGAGCUCCAAGUGAUGGGACUACAGCAAGAGAAGGAGCGCUUGCAGGAAAAGCUAAAGGAAGCUGAGGAAGCAGCUAGUUCAUUCCCUGAUCUACAGGCACAGCUGGUCCAGGCUGAGCAGCUGACCCAGAGCCUCCAAGAGGCUGCACACCAGGAACGAGAUACCCUCAAGUUCCAGCUAAGUGCUGAAAUCAUGGGCCACCAGAACAGAUUGAAGGCAGCCAGUGAAGAGUGUGGGAGCCUCAGGGCCCAGCUAGAAGAGCAAAGCCGGCAACUGCAAGUGACUAAGGAGGCUGUGCACGAACUGAAGGUCACCAAGGCAGCCAUGGAGGAGAAACUGAACUGUACCAGCAGCCACCUUGCAGAGUGCCAGGCCACUUUGCAGCAGAAAGAUGAAGAAAGCGCUACUCUUCGAAUAAGCCUAGAAAGAACUCAGAAGGAACUUGAAAAGGCCACAUCAAAAAUCCAAGAAUAUUAUAACAAACUCUGCCAGGAGGUAAAAAACAGGGAAAGGAAUGACCAGAAGAUGCUGGCAGACCUAGACGACCUGAACAGAACCAAGAAAUACCUUGAGGAACGGCUGAUAGAGCUGCUCAGGGACAAAGAUGCUCUCUGGCAAAAGUCCGAUGCACUGGAAUUCCAGCAAAAGCUCAGUGCUGAAGAGAAAUGUAUUGGGGACAUGGAAGCCAACCACUGCCAUGACUGCAAGCGGGAGUUCAGCUGGAUCGUGCGGCGGCACCACUGCAGGAUAUGUGGCCGCAUCUUCUGUUACUACUGCUGUAACAACUAUGCAGUGACUAAGCCCAGUGGCAAGAAGGAACGCUGUUGCCGAGCCUGCUUCCAGAAGUUUGGCGAAGGCCCUGGAUCCCCUGAUAGCAGUGGCUCUGGCACUAGCCAAGGAGAGCCCAGCCCCAUGGUUUCACCAGCUGAAGCAGGCUCCCAGACCAUAGGAAACCAAGGAGCAAACUCAGUCUGCAGACCACCAGAUGAUGCUGUGUUUGACAUCAUCACUGAUGAAGAAUUGUGCCAGAUUCAAGAAUCUGGCUCCUCCUUGCCUGAAACACCCACCGAAACUGAUUCAAUGGACCCAAAUAUGGCUGAACAGGACACCACAUCAAACUCACUAACUCCUGAAGACACUGAAGACAUGCCAAUGGGGCAGGAUGCUGAAAUAUGCUUGCUGAAGUCAGGAGAGCUGAUGAUCAAAUUGCCCCUCACAGUGGAGGAGAUCACCAGCUUUGGGGAGGGUAACAGGGAGCUGUUUGUGAGGUCCAGUACCUACAGCAUGAUCCCCAUCACCGUAGCCGAGCCUGGCCUCACUAUCAGUUGGGUCUUCUCCUCUGACCCCAAGAGCAUCUCCUUCAGUGUGGUCUUCCAAGAGACAGAAGACACACCUCUCGACCAGUGCAAGGUCCUCAUUCCCACCACCCGAUGCAAUUCCCACAAGGAGAGUAUCCGGGGCCAGCUAAAGGUUCGAACCCCUGGCAUCUACUUGCUUAUAUUUGACAACACCUUUUCCAGAUUUAUCUCCAAAAAAGUGUUUUACCACCUGACUGUUGACCGGCCUGUGAUCUACGAUGGAAGCGAUUUCCCAUAGCAUCAGUAACUGAACUUUUGAUAGCUCAUCAUCAUCCAAGGAAACACUACUACUCCUCACUCAUCUCAUUAAACACAUAUACCCAUACUCAGGACCAGAUAUGAGACUCACCUGUCUUCUUACCCAAAGGGAUACCUUGCCAAAUGUUUAUACUCUAGGGACACCAUUUGCCUCACCUGAGGUCACAAUUGGUAACAGUCUGCUGUGCUAUUAUUCAAGCCAAGAUUCACUCCUUGGGUAAUUCCAGGAGAAGAAGACCAUAGGGCAUCAUGAGAGAGAUGCCCCUAUCCCUUAGUUUAUCCAUAAGUAGGGGCUGCUUCUUCCACUCAGCAAUUUUGGGGAGGCCUGAGCUGUGCUGUCCUUCUGAGCCUUUGUCUCUUGAGGGCCUUUGUUCAUCCUGGCCGCUCAGCAGCUCUAAGUACACACACGCACACGCACGCACGCAUGUGUACACACAUGUAUGCAUGCAUGCACGCACACACACUCACAAACCAACCAGAGGUCUAGGAAAGGACAGCCACUUCCUGUAGGCUUCAGCUCUGCAUACAGAUGACAGGAGUAGAAAUACAGGCCAAGUUCCCUACGGUGACCUCAGGUUGGCCUCAGAGCUCAUGUGUCAGUUCCUAACCCAUCUUUGUUUAUAAACACCAGAAUUUCUGCCUCACCCGUAGGCAGUUUAUUAGUGAGUAGAGCCAGUUAAGAACCACUUUCAAUACCUGGAAACUUUCUAAAAGUCUUUGGUAAUGUGAGAAGCAACUAACAGAAGAGCAGGGCAUAACUUCCUUUUGGCCUCCGUUUGCCAGUCACUCCCUCUCCAUUUGCCUACGUCCUGCUCAUCAGCUCAUAUCUGAUACUGCAGGCAGCUUACUGUUUCCUUUCUAGGACAAAUAGUUUAGAUAGCUUCCUGUCACCAAUUUAACUUUGUUGGCGACUUUUUUUUAAUGUGAAGCCAGUAUGUGCAGUUGAGUCUUUGAAGACUGAUGUGGCUCCCUAUAGGUCUGUAUGUGGCCUGAGAUUGCUGAAGACCAAAUCAUCUUACCUUUGAACCUUCUACCCUCUUGCAAAUGGAAUACUGAAGCCCCUAGUUCAUUAGGCCAACAAUAUCCAGUACCAGCUAGGAUCUCAUUUUUAUUACUUGACUUUUCCAGAAUAUGUUGGAGACACUGGCCAAGCUUAUGGCCUUCUGCUGGCAUCACUGUCACCAUCUACAUCAAGAGCCACCACUCACUGAGUUGCUGGAAGGGGCCUGAAUUCUUCCAUCUGAGUUCAUCCUGAACCUCUGUCACUUACCAGGAGGCCCAUGUGGCUCUUAUGAAGCCAACUCAGAACUGAGGUGAGAGGCUUCAGUGCUGACUGCCUAGUGCUUUGGUAGGCUCUUACCAACUCUUUGUCUUUGAUGGUAUAUUUAUUUUUGUGCUGUAUUAAAUAUCAGUUCACUGGCCAUGCUGCAGUUCAUGCUCCUGAGCACUAGGCUACUAGAGAGCAUUUAGCCCUGUGUAAGUGUGCCUUUCACGUGUAGCUUUAUUAUUUUAAGUAGUUCCCAAUUUUAAUGAGGUUUAGUCAUUAGAGUAACUUUUUCAAAAAUGCAAAUGACAAUUGAGGAAUCACUGAGGAAGAUGGUGGCCCAGUUGGACUUAAUUACACUAAAAAUCGUAAGGAGACAUCCUUGAGAUCCUGGGUCAUUCUUUUUCUGGAGGGCAGCUCCUCCUCUAAUGACUCAGCUCCCUCAUAGCAGCCAUAGUAGUGUUGUCAGCUGCCUGUUUUCCAGUGCCACUGAAGCCUCUACUAGACUUCACCCAAGAAAUAAACCAGCCACGCAUACAGGGGGAAGCAUGUCUGACACGGAGUGACCCUCCAUGUCCCAGUGGACUUGGAGAGCAUUGCUGAGAUAAGCACCCUGGAUUCCAGCUAGCCCUGAACCAAGAAGGCAAAGGGAUUCUCAAGCAAGCAGAAAUCUAGAACUGAAAAUUUCCAUAUGGUUUGGGAAGUAGAAAUGAAGAGCCAUAUAUUAUUAAAGAAGAUGUUGUUUCUGAACAGCUUCAGUUGUCCCCCAGGUAUCAAGCCACUCCUGACUCCAAAAGAAAUCUUUCAGAUAUUGUUUGAUGUUCAUGGGGUUUUGUUUUUAAACUCAGACUCAGUGGUUCUACCUGUGAGAAUUCUUUAUACUGAGAAAACAUUCUUGGCUCAGAGGUUUUGGAAAAGGAGGCAGAGAGGAGCCAUCUUUGGUGCUCAGAACCAGGGAAUGCAACACAAAGACCAUCGAGUGCUGCUCAUAUUUACGAAAGCAAACACUACUUGAUAGAAUCUUAGCACAAUUUCCUCAUCUGCUUAAUUUCUUCCAACAAAACAGGAAAGCUAAUUCAAAAUUUCCUUUUCCCUCUCAAGCACUUUUGAAAUUUCCAGAGACCUCUCUGAUCAGGGGGUGUUUUUAGAGCCUUUUGAUGUGUGUUUAAUCUAGAUGGCCUGCUUUUAGUGACUACAGUGACACUGAGCCUCUGUGGGGAGGAGUGCACUUUAAUUCUUUAAUCCUCACCUUGCGUGGCCUUAUGAGAUACUGGGUCAGGAAACCCAUUUCAUUCUUAUCUGCCAAAGAGAUACUCAGAAGCACAUCAAACACCAGCACUUCAUCUACACAAAAGGAUGAGACUUUGGUAUCACUGAAUAUACUCCUUUAACAGUGUCUGCUAUGCCAUUUGGAAAUGUUUUUUAACCUCAGGUUUAAAUAAAGCAAACACUAUGGAUUUGGAGUAACAUUGUCUUUCAUUCCUCUGACAAGAAUAAAUCAUAAAAUGAGUGACAGAACUGAAUGACGACCCAGCAGGAAGCAGCACAUUCCCCAAGGGCCCUGCAGAAGAGAGUGUUACUUAAGUAGCAGAUGUGUUCUGGCAUUUGAUACUCAAGCCUGCAGUUCCUUCCACCUGCCCUCCUCUGCCAUUCAUAUGGCUCCAGCUCCUCUCUAAUGGCAUCAGAGUGCUCAAAGAGCAAACUUUAACCUGCCAAAUGAAGUGAAAAGGGUCCUGGAUACCUCUAAGCUCACUGUCAGUAAGCAUGCGGCACUGAUGCCUUGCAGAGAAAAAACAGCACUCCCACCAGUGUGUGUGCUCAGCAGCAAGGAGGCUAGAGACGUGAUGAGAGAGUGAGAGCUGCUCAUCCUGCACUGUUCCAGAACUGGUGCUCAGUACCUUAACCCUCGAGAUGACCAGAGACCCUAUCCUUUGAGUACAUGCCUCAGUGAACACCCCCAAGCAUGUUCCCCUCCCCUAGAUUUCCUCAUGGUUGCUGCUUCUGUAAUUCACAUUUUCUGUUACUCUGUGGUUCUCCCUUGAAGGCAAGGAACCACAUCUGUCACACUCAUCUUUAUUAUCUCCCACCAUAUGAAGCAAUAAGCUCAAAAAGAGGGUGCAAAAAAAAAAACAACAAAAAAAAAACACUGCACCAAUGAAGAUCCUAGUCAGUCUAAGGACUAACCUUAGGUUAGCAAAGGGGUUUUCAACAAUCACACUGGGCAACCAUCUCUGCUGAACACAACUCUUGAAGAAAGGCUGUGGGCAGAGUUGUGGGAUGAAUGAGCAUGGCGUUGUCACUUUGUUGUUGAAGGGUGUGUGUGUGGGGUGGUCUCACUGUGUAACCAAGGUUGGCCUCAAACUCCCAAAUGCUGGGCUGUAGUUGUAUACCACCAUGCUUGACUUCGCUGAAGACUCUUAGCACUGGCGAUGCCUUCAGAUCACACCUCUAGUUGUAGUGACUGGGUGUAGUGGAUCUAAGUGCCUCAAAUGAAACAGCAGAGUGAUUUCUUGACUAAUACAGCAGUGACUUGGACUCUGGGGUGGGGACUCGAACAUGGACUGCCCAAGACACCCAUGUUAUAUCUGGGGUGUUCAGGAUGGAAUGAUCGUCCCACCCAUGUAUGGCUGAGUAACUGCCGUAGCCCCAGUCUUGCCUAUUAAAUUAUUCAGUAGUUGUCUUUCUGUGCUUGGUUCUUUUCUGUUGUCACAGUGUCCUCCAGAUGCAUCCAAGUUACCAUAACUUGUUGGAGCUCACUCUUUAUUUCAUUAUGUAAAUUUACCACACUUUCUGUUGAAUGUGUACCUUAGUGAUUAUGAACCCUGCUUCAAUAAACACAGAAGGGAAGAUAA
This is a messenger RNA of Cricetulus griseus (Chinese hamster), 8724 nucleotides long. NCBI's taxonomy places the organism in Eukaryota, Metazoa, Chordata, Mammalia, Rodentia, Cricetidae. The record is from RefSeq and is a predicted model, not a curated record.